GCAGCACCAGCAGGAGCAGCAGCAGCACCAGCAGGAGGAGCAGAACCACCAGCAGGAGCAUCAGCAGCACCAGCAGGAGCAGCAGCAAUAUGAAGAAGACUAUAACAGUGAUGAUAGUGCUGGUGAUGGGUCACAGCGCAUGUGAUGGUAAUAAAGGCGACGUGAGCUGCUAUUCCUGCGACACUGUCAAGCGCUGCACCGCAGAGUUCACCUGGAUGAACACGACCAGUUGCAGCGGCUUCUGCUUCAAGAAGAUGUCUGAUGACGAUAAGCCCAAACAUGUUGUCAGUCGCGGCUGUAAGACAGUGACGGAGGCUAAGGAGUCUGAGGAUGAUGACGUCCUCGCCUUCUGCAACACUGACCUCUGCAACACUGGUCCUGCAGCAGCUCUUGCUCUCUCUUCUCUGCCGAUGGUAGCCCUCCUGCACCACCUGCUGUAACCCUCCUGCACCACCUGGUGUAGCCCUCCUGCACCACCUGCUGUAGCCCUCCUGCACCACCUGCUGUAGCCCUCCUGCACCACCUGCUGUAGCCUUCCUGCACCACCUGCUGUAGCCUUCCUGCACCACCUGGUGUAGCCCUCCUGCACCACCUGGUGUAGCCCUCCUGCACCACCUGGUGUAGCCCUCCUGCACCACCUGGUGUAGCCCUCCUGCACCACCUGGUGUAGCCCUCCUG
Molecule: messenger RNA, 678 nt
Organism: Procambarus clarkii (red swamp crayfish)
Lineage: Eukaryota; Metazoa; Arthropoda; Malacostraca; Decapoda; Cambaridae
Source: RefSeq, a predicted model, not a curated record